UUUUUUUUUUUGAUAAAUAAAUGACCUUUCGGGGAUAUACGAACAAUAUGUGAAUGCAUGACUAUAGAUCUUUUCAAAGCAUAUUUAAAAAUAUGUCAGAUUAUUAAAUAGUCAAGAACAUUGUAUGUUUUAGCUAAGGCUCGACUAUUGUAUCGUAUCUAAAGGAAUAUUUCUUGAAUAAAAGAAGACUCCCGCUUGUCCCAGUAGUUUCAUUUCCUGUGACUGAAAGUAUUUACGGUAGAACAGUCUCCCCGUGUUUAUUUGUGCUUUUUAAAUCCCAAUUUUUUUUUUUUUGUCUAUUGAUUUGUGUUUCUUUUGGUUUCGUACACUUUUUUUUUUCUUUCUCUCUAAAUAGACGAAAAUUAAAAAAGCAUGGCGAGAAAGACGUUUAAAACUAUCGAAGCAGACGUGGAUGCAGGAACUCACGAUGACAGACUUUACAAUAAAGCGUUUAUAGGCUUCAGAGCAGCUUUGAGAAACCGAUUGUUACCUUUGGUACGUCAUGAGACACCCAUCUUGGCAGCAUUCCAGAAACGUAUUCGUACACCCGCACUUGAUAGUUAUUUUGUUUGGACUGCCAACUUGGGUACACACACGUUUUUUAUGGUGUUUUUACCCAUUCUCAUUUGGUUUGGCAAUGCAGAACUUGGGAGAAAUGUUGCUUUUCUGACAGCAUCGGGUGUAUUUUGGUCAGGAUUUCUCAAGGAUUUUCUAUGUCUGCCUAGACCACUUUCACCACCCGUGCAUAGAUUAACCAUGUCACCUUCCGUUGCCUUGGAAUAUGGAUUUCCUUCAACACACUCCACCAAUUCAAUCUCAGUAGCUCUUUUUCUUAUUUCUAUGGCAUGUGAAAAGUUGGCCCCUGAGUCACCUGCGAGAAUGAUCACAACAAUCGGCUGUACUUUCUAUGCAGUCAGUGUUGUAUUUGGUAGAGUCUAUUGUGGUAUGCAUACAGUUACAGACUGUGUCGGUGGAACGAUUGUGGCAUAUUUGGUAUACAUUGCACAAUGGACCUUUAAAGAACAAUUCAAUGCACUAUUCACAAGUGAUUCCUAUUGGGUGUUUAUGGCUAUACCAAUCUGCCUAAUGCUUGUGUCUCUCCACCCUGAUCCAAUGGAAAGAUGCCCAUGCUUUGAAGACAGCGUGUGCUUUAUGGGUGUCUUAAUGGGAUUGAUGCCCGGUAGUUGGGUGUGCAACAGAACGGAUUAUUGCGUUUCCGGAUUGUCAUCAUCUGUUCUCUCUACCCAAAUUGGGAUUUUUGGUGCUCUCUUUUUGUUGGUCAAAUUACUUGCUGGCGUAGCAUGUUUAUUUAUUUGGCGUAUCGUGUGUAAAAAAGUAUGUUACUACAUUCUGCCACCUAUUUAUCGAGUAUUCAACCUUCCUCAUCGUAAAUUUGAAAUCGGAGCAAGAACAUACAAGAGUUUGCGAAGAGAGAGUAUUCAUCCUGUGCCAUCCGUAUUAGAUUUCCAAUCGAUGAGUGGAAAUAUGCAAGAUCAUGAUCAUGUUGGUAUUCAAUCAGCUAUUGAUUUGAGAGAGCUUCGUGAAAGCCAAUUAUCCUACCGUGGUGGUCCUAAAGAAGAUAUUCCUAUAUCCACAAACGCAAGUGCCUCUGAAAAAGAAGCCUAUGAUCCCACCUCCCUUUUGAUUAUCGAGGAUGCUCCCCUUCGAUAUGAUGUAGAUAUUGUAACAAAAUUAAUCGUUUAUGCUGGUAUUGGUAUGGUCGCUGCUUAUAUCGUUCCCAUGUUAUUCCAAUUCAUGUCCACCGUUGUAGCAUAAAUCUAGAUCCCCCGAAGAGAAAAAAAUUAUUAUUAUAUUCCCAACCCUUCACACCCAAGAUUUUUUUUUUGUUUUUUGUUUGCCCCCUUUGUUUAACUAAUAACCCUUCUCAUUAUUUUAUCGCAUGUAUACGCGAAGCCGUUAGAAUAUUUACUACAUUACUAAUUUAUACAUAUAAUCCCUCACUCACUCACACAUUUAUCUCUAUCACUUUUUUUUUAAUAAAUUAACAAAUGUUUUAAUGGUAA
This is a messenger RNA of Mucor mucedo, 2024 nucleotides long. Its product is annotated as PAP2 superfamily-domain-containing protein. Gene Ontology annotation, molecular function: sphingosine-1-phosphate phosphatase activity. The record is from RefSeq and is a predicted model, not a curated record. Lineage: Eukaryota; Fungi; Mucoromycota; Mucoromycetes; Mucorales; Mucoraceae. Gene Ontology annotation, cellular component: endoplasmic reticulum membrane. The coding region runs from base 373 to 1776 and encodes 467 amino acids. The transcript has 9 exons.